UUCGAAAUCUGUCGAUGAUGUCUUGGUGUUCAUUUUGCACCCUGUUGCUGGUGGUGCCUGGACCAGAAGCUCCUUGCUUGUCUAUUGUUAUGUCAGUAAAAUGAAGCUGCUGUAUGUUCUUAAAAAGGUUUUCAUUUUCAUAAUAUGUAUUUCAAUGGCUCUGGAUUUUGCUUAUUGUCGAUGGCUAUUUUAUGUGCACUUUCAGCUCCAAAGAAUUAUCUCAAUUUUUUAAAUGUUGUGGGAUUUUUUAUUUUGGUUAUGACAACCAUUGGAGCUUAUGGUAUGUUCCAAGAACACAUUUACUUUUUGAUAUCUUUUAGCACUUUCGGAAUAAUGGUACUAAUUUUACAAGUCCUUGGCAUUUGUUAUGCCAGUGAAGAGGACGAAGUUGAGAAGAUUGCUUAUAAUCACGUAGAAGACAUGUGGAAUACACAGUUAAUAGUUGAUGGUUAUAUGGAUGAAAUGCAGUGGAAUUUUCAUUGUUGCGGUAAAAAUGGCCCACAUGACUACAUUGAAAUAUUACGUGAAAUACCGGGAUCAUGUCAAACUGGGAAAGGAAAAUCAUCUCAUUAUGAAACGGGGUGUCGAAAAGCAGUCAAUGAAACAUAUAGAUCAUAUUUUAAAUACCUUUUAUUAUCCGAACAUUUAAGUUUAAUAGCAAACACAAUUGGGUGGAUUGUAGGUACAGUAAUAUUAGUUGUGCUUCUCUGUAGACAAUAUCGCCGUAAUGCAGUCGAAGAAACUUAAUUUCUAAUGCGAUGAAUACUAUAAAUAUAU
Teleopsis dalmanni is the source of this 777-nucleotide messenger RNA. RefSeq names its product 23 kDa integral membrane protein-like. The record is from RefSeq and is a predicted model, not a curated record. The transcript has 6 exons. Lineage: Eukaryota; Metazoa; Arthropoda; Insecta; Diptera; Diopsidae. Bases 145 to 747 code for a protein of 200 amino acids. Gene Ontology annotation, cellular component: membrane.